GGGGCGGGGAUCGGGCGCGGCCGUGCGCUCGGGGCGGGGAGCUGGCCUAGCGUCCGGAGCUGCCCCGGCAGGCCCGAGCCUCACGGCGGGCCGGUCCCGCGCCAUGAGCCGGCUGCUGGCUCUGAGUUUGCUAGGCAUCGGGCUGGCGCUGCUGGGAGAGCGGUUCCUGGCGCUCAGAGGUCGACUUAAAGCCUCCAGAGAGGUGGAAUCUGUGGACCUUCCAAACUGCCACCUCAUUAAAGGAAUAGAAACUGGCGCUGAGGACAUUGACAUUCUUCCCAAUGGCCUGGCUUUCUUUAGUGUGGGCCUCAAGUUUCCAGGGCUCCACAGCUUUGCACCAGAUAAGCCUGGAGGGAUACUGAUGAUGGAUCUCAGAGAAGAAAGACCAAGGGCACUGGAGUUAAGAGUUAGCUGGGGCUUUGAUUUGGCUUCAUUUAACCCACAUGGCAUUAGCACGUUCAUAGAUGGCGAUGAUACGGUUUAUCUCUUUGUUGUCAACCACCCAGAAUUCAAGAAUACAGUGGAAAUUUUUAAAUUUGAAGAAGAAGAAAAUUCUCUGUUGCACCUGAAGACAAUUAAGCACGAGCUCCUCCCAAGUGUGAAUGACAUCGUAGCCGUUGGGCCGUCCCACUUCUACGCCACCAAUGACCACUACUUCACGGAUCCUUUCUUGAAGUAUUUGGAGACAUACUUGAACCUACGCUGGGCAAAUGUUGUGUACUACAGCCCGGAAGAAGUCAAGCUGGUGGCAGAAGGAUUCGAUUCAGCCAAUGGGAUCAAUAUUUCACCCGACAAAAAGUAUGUCUAUGUUGCUGACCUAUUAGCUCAUGAAAUCCAUGUUUUGGAAAAACAACCUAAUAUGAAUUUAACUCAAUUAAAGGUUCUGCAGUUAGGCACGCUUGUAGACAAUAUAUCCAUUGAUCCUUCGUCGGGCGACAUCUGGGUCGGCUGUCACCCUAAUGGCCAGAAGCUCUUCGUGUAUGACCCGAACCAUCCUCCCUCGUCAGAGGUUCUUCGAAUCCAGAACAUUCUAUCGGAGAGGCCAUCAGUGACUACAGUGUAUAUCAACAACGGGUCUGUCCUCCAGGGAAGUUCCGUGGCAACCGUCUAUGACAGGAAACUUCUUGUAGGCACUUUAUACCAGAGAGCCUUGUACUGUGACCUCUGAAUUGGCGUUUUUAUUUGUUUGUUUUGGCACCACAAGUGCAAUAAGUUCUAACAAAAUAAUCUUUUGAUGAAUUGCUAAUUCUGAGGGAAUUUAACCAUCAGUAAUGACCUAGGAAUGUACCAUAUACAUAGCUCACUUUUACUUCAAUAAGAAAAGGCCCCAUAAUUCUGAUGCACUUUUAGCAGCAGAAGAAAAUUUUAUUUUAUUUAACACUGAUCCGGAGAGAAAGAAGAAAGCUGCUUUCCUUCGAAGUGAAUGCAUUUUGCACAGAGGGGCUUUUACCUCAGUGCCUCCACCAUGUCGGAGUCCAUUGAAACAGAUCAUGUUAUGAAAAUGUCAGCGGCCUCAGUCCCAGGGAUGUGACCACUGUGUGUGUUCAGGACUACUGAUAGACGGCAUUUCAAUGUUUUGUACUUCCACCUUUGUUUACUGUUUUAUAACUUAGAAUUGUAUUAAAGACUAAUAGAAAUCCAGGUUUUUGUUGGGGUUUAAUACGUGAAGGAGAUUCUCAGGAGGAGAUCGGGAGGGAGGUGACUCCCAGGGGAUUCAGUUGGACAGGAAGGAAUAGCCAUGUUAAUUUCUCAGAAAAGCUCAAUGGAAAGGGGCUCUUUGUUGGAAAAAUAAAGUAAAACAACUGAAUAAAAUGAAAUGAAAUAAAAUAA
Molecule: messenger RNA, 1830 nt
Organism: Meriones unguiculatus (Mongolian gerbil)
Lineage: Eukaryota; Metazoa; Chordata; Mammalia; Rodentia; Muridae
Gene: Pon2
Product: paraoxonase 2
Exons: 9
Coding region: 104-1168 (354 amino acids)
Cellular component (GO): extracellular region
Molecular function (GO): arylesterase activity
Source: RefSeq, a predicted model, not a curated record